This is a messenger RNA of Meira miltonrushii, 1547 nucleotides long. RefSeq lists its product as uncharacterized. The record is from RefSeq and is a predicted model, not a curated record. The transcript has a single exon. Bases 192 to 1271 code for a protein of 359 amino acids. NCBI's taxonomy places the organism in Eukaryota, Fungi, Basidiomycota, Exobasidiomycetes, Exobasidiales, Brachybasidiaceae.
AAUAAAGCAUUACGAGAGCUUGUCAAAUUACGCAAUACAACGAUCGAGAACUCUCGGUACCGCUUUUACCGUUGGGGGCUUAUUAUUUGGUUGUUCAUAAAGGGUGUGCUAUUAGGGUUUAACGCACUAAAAGGUGGAGUGCAUGCACACAAAUUCCAACAACCUUUCUUUCCAUCAUCAUCUUUGUUAAAAUGGCACAACUUCGACGAAUCAAUUUUGAUUCAACUUGGUUGUUGACUCUACCUAACCCCGCUGAUCAUCCAACAAGCACAUGCAAUCUGUUGAUUGAUCCUUGGUUAUCCGAUGCAGAACAAAUUGAUUUAGUGGUUUCGUUUUCAGGUCAAAAACGUCAAACUGCAGCAUUGGCAUCUUCGAUUGGAGAAUUGGAAAGUGUGUUAGAACAAGAGAAUGUCGCAAAUAGUGCAUCUGAUGAUCGUCCACCAUCCAACAAGAUAGACGCAAUCGUCAUCAGUCAUCCUUUCAGUGAUCAUUUGCAUCCUGAAACACUUACUGAUGAACGUGUUGCAGAACGAAUUCCGAUCUUCGUCACGCAAGAUGCAGAAGGUGCAUUAAGAAAAGUUCUUGGCAGCAAAGGCAAAUCAAACUCGAUCACAGUCAUCAAAGCAGCCUCUAUGGAUACGCCACCCGGUUGGAUCAGUGAAAAAUCAGAAAAUAAAAACAGUACACCAUUGCCUAACAAUAUGGAAAUCUUACAAGCUUUGCCACAAGAAAAGUUCCUUUACUUUCAAGGACCAGCAGGAAUGGCAUGGAAGAAGUUACAUGGUGGUUUGAUCUUCCUGUGGCGAUCAACAAAUGCGGAGAGUUUGAACUCGAUCGUCUAUUCUCCACAUGGUCUUACGCCCAAGAGUAUUCCUACUUGGCUUACGAACAAAGAAUUGUCAAUUCAACAUUGGGCAAUCUUGACAAUGUUUGAUAAGUUAGAAUUACCUCAUUGGCUAUCUGGUACUGUCAAUUUGGGUCUUGCCGCUGUAUUGGAGAUGAUACAAGGUGAUUCAAACACGAAACCAAUAUACCCUGCCCGUUAUAUCAUCGAUACCCAUGGAGAGUUCAAGGAUAUGCGUGGCCUUAUUGCUCGAUUGUUACGCAGAUAUUGGCUGAACACUGAUCAAUUGAUCCAAGAUUUCGAUGCUGAAAGAGAGGCUACAAGAGCAGAGAAAGCUCAACAAGCAAUCGAUCAAAUAGAAAAGACUGAAAAUACCACUUCCAAAGCUACACUCUUGCAAGUUGGCGAAUCAGUUUCCUUCACUUAAAACGUUACGACCCUUACACAAUUGUACAUUACAGCAUCCAUCACAUGUAUACCCCAGUCAAAUCAUAUUCGAACUUUCUAAAUUCAAUUCAGAUCAUAUUUUCUCUAGAUACAAAUAUCCUGAUUCCUUAAAGUGCGUGUUGAGUUGUCUGUCAUCUUUUAGUAAGAGAAACUUAAGCAGUGUAUGUGGAAGCAGACACAUUACCACCACGACCGGUCCAGUUAAUGUGGAUAUCAGCUCCAGCCUUGAGGUGAUCAUUUUCUUUACCGGGCAAAA